This is a messenger RNA of Cynara cardunculus var. scolymus (artichoke), 1327 nucleotides long. Its product is annotated as NAC domain-containing protein 7-like. NCBI's taxonomy places the organism in Eukaryota, Viridiplantae, Streptophyta, Magnoliopsida, Asterales, Asteraceae. The record is from RefSeq and is a predicted model, not a curated record. Gene Ontology annotation, molecular function: DNA binding. The transcript has 3 exons. The coding region runs from base 15 to 1046 and encodes 343 amino acids. Gene Ontology annotation, biological process: regulation of DNA-templated transcription.
UAGAAAGGGAAAACAUGAACACUUUUUCACAUGUUCCCCCAGGCUUUCGGUUCCAUCCAACUGAUGAAGAACUCGUGGAUUACUACCUUAGGAAAAAGAUUAACUCGAGAGCAAUUGAAUUGGACGUCAUCAGAGAUGUCGAUCUUUACAAAAUUGAGCCAUGGGAUCUUCAAGAGUUAUGCAGACUAGGUACAGAAGAGCAAAAUGAUUGGUAUUUCUUUAGUCAUAAAGAUAAGAAGUAUCCAACGGGUUCUCGCACCAACAGAGCUACCGCAGCUGGAUUUUGGAAGGCAACCGGAAGGGAUAAGGCUAUUUACUCUAAGCAAGAUUUGGUUGGAAUGAGAAAGACAUUGGUCUUUUAUAAAGGUCGUGCACCUAAUGGACUAAAAUCGGAUUGGAUCAUGCAUGAGUAUCGCCUUGAAACCGAUGAAAAUGCAACCACAACACAGGAAGAAGGGUGGGUGGUAUGUAGGGUGUUCAAGAAAAGACUACCCACAUUAAUGAGGAGAUCAGCAAGUGAGCAUGAACCUAUGUGGUACGAUGAUCAUCGAGUCUCAUUCAUGCCAGAAAUCGACUCGCCUACACAGAAUAACAUUCGACCCAACUUGGAUAACAGUAUUAAUUACCAAUACCCUUAUGGUUCUUGCAAGAAAGAACUAGAUCAGAUGCAAAAUUACCAAGUUACCCCAGGUCACUGCAUCCAACUCCCUCUUCUAGAGGGUCCAAAACUGCUCCCAAGCUGCAAUUCUUCAAUGCCCAUUUACGGUAUCGACAUAAACCAAGGAAUCAUUAAUUUGCAGCCUUCCUUGCUCACACAAGACCAUAACAACAAUAUCCAACAACAUCAAGGCCAAAACUUCAAUGAUCAAAUGACGGAUUGGCGGGUUCUUGACAAGUUUGUUGCAUCACAAUUACUUAAUCAACACGGUGAUGUUUCAAUCAAGGGAAAUCAUGAGGAAUCCUACCCAAAUGCAGAAGAACAAAUAGCAGUGCCAGAAGGAGCAUCAAAUUCCAUCUCCAGUUGCCAAAUAGAUCUGUGGAAAUAAUGGGAAAACUCCUUUUUUCCUUGAAAUUAUUAAUCACAAAAUAUAGGAGAAGCAAAGUCUUGUUAUUUCUUUGUACAUAAUAAAAGACCUAAAGUACUCCAUGUGUAACCUAAUUAACUUUGUACCUAGCUUAUAUAGAGUAUUAUGCCCCUUGAUUAGCACUCUCAUUUAUUUAUUUGAUGGGCAUUAUUGUAACUAAAACCAUCAAGAUAGGUAUUGAAGGUGCUGCUGAUUACUUGGGAUCACAGCAUUGUCUGUUAUUUGUAAUGGGCUUCAUUAUG